AUGGGUUGGUGUCAUGAUUUCAAUACUACAUACUAUAUUGGUAUAGACUUUGCUGUCCUCCAGUCAUACGACAUGCAAGUCCCAUUUUGCGUCAAUGAUGCGUCGUCUUGGCAAACCCAUAACAUUCAACCACGCCUCUUACAAAUAGUUCAAAUGCAAAAAGCCAAUUUGCCCAAUGAAAUAUCCCAGUUUGCGUCUAUGAUCAAGGAUGGCCAUUUUUUCCGUCCCCGCGAGGCCCCGCACUUCCAAACCCCCUCGAUGAGGAUAUCCAUCCUUGUUACGGAGGGGAAUGGUAGGGAAAUAUUGGGGCGGAGCAUUUCAAGGUCCCCGCCCCCAUCCCGAUCCCGCCCUUCAAAUGCAAAAGGCCAACUCUAUACUGGCCCAGAAUCAAUGUCUAGGGAUUCAGGAGAUUCUGCACUGAAAAUAGAAAAUGACUUCCACAAGAACACCUUAGCAAAAGCUGCUCAAAGGCGAGUAAUAAACAAACUAUGA
Dovyalis caffra is the source of this 492-nucleotide messenger RNA. NCBI's taxonomy places the organism in Eukaryota, Viridiplantae, Streptophyta, Magnoliopsida, Malpighiales, Salicaceae. The record is from the annotation of a GenBank genome assembly.